AAUAGUCCAAGAGCCAAGGAGGAGGAGUUUCGGAUUACAUCGUACUUGGGCGGGUGUUUUUUUCUUGAGGCGUGGUAGGGGGUUGACGGUUGGGCCGCUAGGAGUCAACUGGCAGGAGCGAAGCCUGCAUAAUAUAAACAACCUGCCAGCCAAUUGCCACCGCCUGUCAUUUCAAAUCCAUCCAGUGGGGUUCUUUUUGAAUUGCUAACGUCCCUGUGAGGCAGGGGAGCCUGUUUGACAGACUGCUUGCGCUUUCAAGCCGCGAGCAGGGCAGCCAGCGGUGGGAAUCUCUGGGGGCUGGAGAACCCUUCCUUUUAGCUGGAGAUUCCUUUCUUCCUCCCUUCUGUUAGCCACCACGCCAUGAGGAGGGAAGAACUGGCACGAAGUGAAUCCAGGGACACCCCUGUGAGGAGGUCCACUCGCCUGCAACAGGACAAAGUUGGAGAACAGGCUUCAAGGGAGCCACAAGGCUCUGAAGGAAGCCGCGCUGCUGAUAUCGUUACACCCCGGGAGAGCAUCAAAGCGUCCAGGAAGCAGGCUGACCCAGACCAGGAUUGGUCCCCCAGUCCUUUGCCACUAUUGGGAGAAGGAGAACCUCAUGAAGACAGCAAGCGAGCCGUGUCGGAAAGAGAUACCCACUUGUUCCCCUUUGUCAGGCUGAGGAGACUGGACGUGCCACAGGAAGAGGAACCUUCUCCACACCAAAAUAGGGCAGAGGAGGUGUCUGAACCAACUAUCGAAUCGGAAGAGGUGAAAGACAAAAGGUCCAGGCUGAAGGUACGGAAGACUCCUCAGCGGCGAAGCCCCAAGACGAGGCCCCUGGCGGAAAAGGCGACAGCCAUCUUGCAAGGCAUGGUGGAAAACGAGAACUUGGCCCUCGGCAAGCAGACCAGGACAAGGGUCACCACGAGGUCCAAGACACCAACCAGUAAGAAGGCCAGCUCUUUGGAGUCAAAGAUGACGGCUUUGCCAACAGAAGGAACCCCGAAAAAGUGGACCAAGCGUUUCCUGUCUCGGUCUGGUGUCUGUUCCCUUCUCCUGUUGCCUGUCCUGGGCUUUGCUGGCUGGCUCUUAUGGGAACACAGAAGCCCUGGCUCUUUCCUGGGGCUGAUGGGAUACAGGUCAUGGAGAUGGAGCGGUUUCCUGAGUCUGCGGAGUGGGACAGCGGAGUGCAGUACUCAAUGCAGCGUGGUGCUGGUGGAGAGCAUUCCAAUCACCUUGGAUUAUGCAUCACUGAAUCCUCACCAUCCAACCAUCUACCAGGCCUGGAUGGACCUCUUGGCUGGAGCUAACAGCAGCGUGGAGAUAGCAGCCUUCUACUUCACCCUCCGGGAUUCCGAUAUUCACAUCCAGGAUCCCUUUUCCAAGCAGGGCAAGGCUGUAUUUGAGUCGUUGCGGGGUCUGCCUUCUCGUGGGGUGAAGCUCAGUAUUGCUGUCAACAGCGCCCAGAUAUCGAAGAAUGAAAUGGAUGAGCUGGUCCGCCAUGGCGCAGAUGUGCGGUACGUGGACAUGAAGAGCCUGACGGGAGGGGUCUUGCACACAAAGCUGUGGGUGGUGGAUCAGAAGCAUAUCUACAUCGGCAGCGCCAACAUGGACUGGCGCUCGCUCACUCAGGUUAAAGAGCUGGGUGCCCUGUUGUACAACUGUAGCUGCAUAGCUAGGGACCUGCACCGAAUCUUUGCCAUAUACAGGAUGCUGGGAAAAGAAGGGGCUUCCAUCCCUGCAGCGUGGCCAGCGGGCCUUGCAGCCGAGUCCAGCCUGACUCAUCCCCUGGAGCUGCACCUCAACGGUACUGGCGCUCAGCUGUAUCUGUCGAGCUCUCCGCCGGCCCUCUGCUCAACGGGCAGAAUCUCUGAUCUCACGGCCAUUGUAAGCACCAUAGAGGAUGCAAAGCACUUUGUCUACAUUUCCGUGAUGGACUAUGAGCCCCAGUGCAUAUUCUGCAAGCCCAAAAGGUUCUGGCCAGUCAUUGAUGAUGCUUUGCGCUCUGCGGCCUGUGACAGAAAGGUGAAGGUGCAUCUCCUGAUCAGCUGCUGGCAACACUCGAGGUCCACGAUGUUCGUCUUCUUGACGUCCCUCAGAAUCCUCAGCUACGAGCCACUGCAUUGCCCCAUUGAAGUGAAACUCUUUGUCGUUCCUUCGGAGGGAGAGCAACCACCGAUCCCUUAUGCUCACGUCAAUCACAACAAGUACAUGGUGACAGAUCGACUGGCCUACAUCGGUACCUCCAACUGGUCCGAAGAUUAUUUCACCAACACUGCAGGCGUGGGACUGGUCAUCAACCAGAGCGAGGCUGCCGCAGGAGCCUCAGGACCCACCUUGCGCCAGCAGCUGGAGGAAGUGUUUAUCCGGGACUGGACCUCUCCUUACGUAGUGCCGCUCAGCCGCCGCCAGGAGUGCGCCAAGAAGUGAACGGUGGUUUCCCCCUCAGUGAGCUACAAAUUCCCAGCACCCGUAACAAACGCAUGGCGUGGCUGGAGAGAGGUGUGUGUGUAUAUGUACCCAGAACUAAGAGCCACACCAGUCUCUCCACCCAUUUUUAUUCUUGCUCCCACUCACCACUGGCACAUGGCAGAUUACCCAUGAAGCAGUGCAGCCCUCAGGCUAGUUCCCCACACCUGCCUUAAAAGGAAGCAUGUUUACAUCCCAGUAUUUCUUCUGUUUGUUUCCGAAGCUAAUAUUUUCUAGGUUCAAGCUGCCCAGCAGGGAGAGAACAGCAGUGUCGGCUGCCUCACUCGCCCCAUGUUGCUUGGCCUGAAAUUUGGUCACAUCCACAUCACACCUAUACAGCACCCUUAUACCACUUUAAGAGUCAUGGUUUCCCCCAAAGGAUCCUGGGAACGGUCCUUGGUGAAGGAUCUCCUGACAGCUCUCAGCACUCUUGUUGAAUGACACUUCCCCGGAUUCUUUGGGGGCGGCAGGAAAGAGGAGCCAUGACUGGUAAAAUGACACCAGAGGGCUUUGAAUGUGUGGUGUUGAUCAGCAGCAUGUUGAUGCGGUGUGUACUAACUCUGAAGGGAAGGGACAACUGGGCCUGAAGUGAAGUGCAUUUUCUGCUGGUGCUGGAGGUGGGCACAGAAUUUUAGAAAGGAUCCAGCCAGCCUUGUGGCCUGGUUUCACAUAGCUGCAAUCCUCUAGGUGUUUUUAUUCCAGGGGCAUGGAUGUGUGUGCAUUUCUUUUAAAGAUAUAAGCUAUGCAGCAGUGUAUAGGUUUUCUUUAAGGAUGGUGAUAUUGCUUUUUUAAAAUUGUGUAUAAAGGAAAAUCAGUGAGGCAGGGAAAUCAGGUGGAAAUCAGAAAUUAGCUGGAAAUUAGUGAGGCAGGGAAAAGGUCCUCAAGUAGGUUUAUUUAAAUAUAUAUAUCUAUAUUAACUCAGGGAGUGUGUUUGGGACGGGGAGUGAUGUGCCUUACGCUGAAAUCCUACGUAUGUCUACACGGGAUUAAGUCCCGCUGCGUUCAAGAGGGCUUCCUCCCAGGGAAGUUGCAAUAGCAUUGCAGCCUAAAAUCUGUAGGAGCCUUAAACAGUCAUGAGUAAGAGAAUUCACCCUCUUUGGGUGCAUGAAAAAUUCUAUUGGGUUGGGUGGGAGAGGAAAGGGGGGGUUGCUAUGUUGCUUUCCUUGGCAGAGUUUAUUUU
This is a messenger RNA of Rhineura floridana, 3631 nucleotides long. RefSeq names its product 5'-3' exonuclease PLD3-like. Bases 361 to 2412 code for a protein of 683 amino acids. The record is from RefSeq and is a predicted model, not a curated record. The transcript has 14 exons. Gene Ontology annotation, molecular function: catalytic activity. Lineage: Eukaryota; Metazoa; Chordata; Lepidosauria; Squamata; Rhineuridae.